AUGGCGCUCGCAGACGUCGAAGUAUUCGAAGACGCAUUUCCCCUGAUUCGUAGCUGUCCAACCCUCAACGAGAUUCGCACUUCGGGAGAAUUGAAAGAGCUCGUCAUAGAGGUAGCUGUCUUUUCUGUUACCGUCCUUUACACGAAAAUUUGUUCGUGUUUGUUAGGUGAAGCACGGCACUAUCCUCAAUGCCCAUCGAAUAAUACUAGCAGCUCGCAUUCCGUCAUUGCGAGCUGCUCUCAGUGGCGCCCUCGGGAAGGAUAAUUCAGUGCUAAAAUGGCCGACGGUGCCUCUGAGGUAAAAUCAUCCUUCUUUCUCGGAUUUUGCUUUUGCACUUUCUAGCCUCGCAAAUUCACUCCUCCAGUAUGUGUACACCGGGCAGUUGGAGGUGACCCAAGCUAAUGCGAUGGGCAUAGUGAUGUUUGCCAAAAUGAUGAGACUGUCUGAUCUGGAGAAUUGGGGAGUGCAAUUCAUGUCCAAUAGGUAAGCAAGUGCCGGUUCUUUCUGUCUAACCGUCGGCUGUAAAGAGUGAAUUUAGAAAAUCUGGCAAGCACAUGGGGCUUUGCCAAAUCUAUGCGCAUGGGCUCACUGAUGGAGACUUGCAUCAAUCUGAUGCAAGCGCAGUUUAGGAGUUUCGUCUCGUCUGACCUCUUUAUUCGUCUGCCAGCUGACACCGUGCUGGCGUUGUUGCGAAACGACAAUCUGUCAGUGGACUCCGAGGAGGCUGUUUUUGAGGCGAUUUCAAGUUGGGUGGGUGCCGGUGAUAAAGAUUGCGAUAAUGAGAGACUGAGAUUGCACGCCCCCGAGAUGUUAAAGGAGGUUCGUUGGUGUCAGACGACUCUCCAAUUUCGCAAUCGCCUUGUCGAUAGUCAUCCGAUUUUCCAGGAUAGCAACAGCUGCCUGUAAGUAUAUGCUCUUCCAGUUCGUCAUUUAUUUUCUAAUGAAAGUCGCCUUAUGGCUCUGGUGGAGCAGUGGAUUAGCAACGCAGACAAGGACAAGCCUCCGUGUCCCUUCAACCGACGUUGGAGGCCGCCUCAGAUGAUCUUCGUAUUUGGAAAGGACAAAGAUCAGGACAGGUGGUCUGUCCUGCGUUUCGAUCCGCAGAUGGAAAAGGAAGAGAGGAUUGCCGACAUGCAGAAGCGUGAAUGGGCCUCCUACAGUGUCGUGGGCGGUGAGUUGCCUGACAGUUACGCACCGCCUCUUCUGCGCACCUGCCUUGUUUUCCUCUUUGUCUAAUUUGACCAGUUGGUGUCUCUUUUUGGCAGAAUUAUAACAAACACACACGCAGUCCUGCCAGUAAAGCUGCCAUCGCCGCACAAUGCAUAGGAUUGCAGUAGUAGUAGCAGUAGUAGUAGUAGUAGUAGUAGUAGUAGUAGUAGUAGUAGUAGUAGUAGUAGUAGUAGUAGUAGUAGUAGUAGUAGUAGUAGUAGUAGUAGUAGUAGUAGUAGUAGUAGUAGUAGUAGUAGUAGUAGUAGUAGUAGUAGUAGUAGUAGUACUAGUAGUAGUACUAGUAGUAGUAGUAGUAGUAGUAGUAAUUGAGGGGUUUUGAGGUGUCCGAGUUGUCCAUUCGCCUGGCCUGUCCCGACGCGCGUUAGUUUUUUUCCGUCUUCACUUUACCCAACCGUGUCUCCACCUGCGUGAUUUGUGUCCGUCACUGGCGGCCACUCAACUGGGAGAUUUGUCCGCCCACGUAUUUUUGUCCGACGAUGAUAUUCGCCCUCUUUCUGUCAACAAAAUGCCUUUUUUAUUUUAUCUUUCCACUUUAACUUUCUUCCGCACAAUUUUAUGAAACUUUUUUCCAUCCCACCCCACCCCCACUGAAGAGAGCAUUUUCGUGGUUGGAGGAAACACUGUGCAGGGGAGGUUCUCCACGAGUGUCGAGGAGUUUCUGGUGGCAGAACGGCGCUGGCGCAAACGGGCGUCCCUCGCCGUUGGACGCGACGGGCACGCUGCCGCAGUCGUGACGGAAGCCGGAGGGGAGACGCUUAUCGGCGUUUUCGGUGGAUACGGUAACGGUGGAUACCUCUCCUCUUGUGAAGUCUAUGAAGUCGGUCGGGACAGGUGAGAGCACACUCGUCCUGUCGCCUCCUUUUUUUCUUGCAAAAUCUUCCUGUUUUGCCUCCUCACUCCUCUCCUCCUCCUCCCCAACACACACAGGUGGUUCAAACUGCCCGAUAUGCAAGAGAAGAGGAACGCCACGGCGGCUGCCUGCCUGCCCGGCGACAGUCGAAUCUUCGUUUUUGGCGGCUCCUCCCCGCUGGCUUCUGUGGAGUUCUGCCACCUGCGAGCGGACUGGCGAGAGAGGGCGACCUCCUCGGACUUUUGGCAGCCAGCCGCACCCAUGAGAACUGCACGAAGCGCGCUGGCAGCGACACACUUUCGGGGGAAAAUCAUUGUCGCCGGGGGAUAUGGUGUUGGUGGAAAGAGUCUAAACGUGGUGGAGAUGUUCACACCGCCAGAUGCCAGGUGUCCCCAGGGCCAGUGGACAGAGUUGACUGGCAUGAAGGAACCCCGCGCGUUUUUCGCUCUUCUCACCUCCACCGACGACGCCAUCUUUGCUCUCGGUAAUGAUGCCUCCUCCUUCACUGACUGCAUUCCUUCUCCAAUCUCCUCUUUUUCAUGCCAUCCCAUGUCCCUUUCUGCGUACUCUCUUUUUCUGAGGAAGAUUAAGACAUCCCUAGUGAUGGCAAGCAUGUGA
This is a messenger RNA of Spirometra erinaceieuropaei, 2698 nucleotides long. The record is from the annotation of a GenBank genome assembly. Lineage: Eukaryota; Metazoa; Platyhelminthes; Cestoda; Diphyllobothriidea; Diphyllobothriidae.